ACUGCUUGCCAGUGCUUCUGACGGGCCCUGUUGAGGUUUAGCAUUUUGUAUUUGGUAUUCCUUUAAAACGUUCACAAUGCCAACAAUUAAGCUGCAAAGUUCGGAUGGAGAGAUCUUUGAGGUGGACGUAGAAAUAGCGAAGCAGUCCGUGACAAUAAAGACUAUGCUGGAAGAUUUGGGUAUGGAUGAUGAAGGAGAUGAUGACCCAGUCCCCCUUCCCAAUGUGAAUGCAGCCAUUCUCAAGAAGGUGAUCCAGUGGUGCACCCACCACAAAGAUGAUCCCCCUCCCCCCGAGGAUGACGAGAACAAGGAGAAAAGGACGGAUGACAUCCCUGUUUGGGACCAGGAGUUCCUCAAAGUGGACCAAGGGACCCUCUUCGAACUUAUUUUGGCUGCAAACUAUUUGGACAUUAAAGGACUGCUAGAUGUCACCUGCAAGACGGUGGCCAACAUGAUCAAAGGAAAGACUCCAGAGGAGAUCAGGAAGACCUUUAACAUCAAAAAUGACUUCACAGAGGAAGAGGAAGCCCAGGUACGCAAGGAGAACCAGUGGUGUGAAGAGAAGUAGAGGAGGAUCCUGCCAACACUAACACUGAAAGGAUUGUUCCACAAACUGGUUGCACUGCACUGUUCAUACUUGUUAAUAUUAGUCUAUUAGAGCGACAGACCUUCCUGUGUACUUCAUAGCAUGACCAUUUCCAUUGCUUGUGUGGUGCCGAAAUUUCAUGUUUUUACAAAUUUUACUUCACUUUAUAUUUACAUCAGAUGGAUUUUUUUUUUUUCCUUUCCAAUUUAAAAAGUAGAUGCACCUCUCCCUGUUUUUGAAUUGCUAUAGUUGUCUUUUUUACUGGACAUUCUUUUUUCUUUUGAUUCAACUGAAUAAAUUGCUUUUUUGGCAACUGAAAGGAUAGCUUAAUGCUGAAAUGUGUAAAUACAGCUUCUGUGCUGUCUGAGUCAUGUUAAGGAGACAAGCUGGAAAUUAAAGUGAGGGUAAAUGUGUGUAGUGGACUGACUCAUUGUCCAGGAAGUAAAUGUGUGCUGUCUGUCACGCAACUUAGGGUAUUUACCUUGCAUAUUAAUAUUAUAUUGGUUUGGAAUCUUUUCUCAGCUCUGCUCAGAUGACAGGUUAUGAACCAUUAUGUUUCUGGAGUAAAUAAAUAAC
Molecule: messenger RNA, 1162 nt
Organism: Esox lucius (northern pike)
Lineage: Eukaryota; Metazoa; Chordata; Actinopteri; Esociformes; Esocidae
Gene: skp1
Product: S-phase kinase-associated protein 1
Biological process (GO): SCF-dependent proteasomal ubiquitin-dependent protein catabolic process
Cellular component (GO): cytoplasm; nucleus
Molecular function (GO): cullin family protein binding
Source: RefSeq, marked provisional